Messenger RNA from Aspergillus luchuensis, 3030 nucleotides. RefSeq names its product DNA ligase (ATP) DNL4 (gene LIG4). Bases 1 to 3030 code for a protein of 1009 amino acids. The record is from RefSeq and is a predicted model, not a curated record. Gene Ontology annotation, molecular function: DNA binding; DNA ligase (ATP) activity; ATP binding. Lineage: Eukaryota; Fungi; Ascomycota; Eurotiomycetes; Eurotiales; Aspergillaceae. Gene Ontology annotation, biological process: DNA biosynthetic process; DNA recombination; nucleotide-excision repair, DNA gap filling. The transcript has a single exon. Gene Ontology annotation, cellular component: DNA ligase IV complex.
AUGGAUGAGGAAGAGGCUAGCAAUCAUGAAAAAUCCCACUCCUACAGUCAACCCUCACAACAAGACUCAAACCUGGACGAGAAAUACCCAAACCGUCCUCACAACCACUCCCAGACAUUGCCAUUUCACGAGCUCUUUGAGACCCUGUUUAAUCCUUUGAGUGAGCUCUCCAAGAAGCCCACAGGAUCUGCCGUUCCUCGGCGAAAAGUCGGGCCUCAUGGCCAGUCGGCAGCAAACCUUACUCCACACGAAAAACGACGGGAUGUCAUUGAGCGGUUCAUUUCACGAUGGCGGAAAGAAGUGGGCGAUGAUAUCUAUCCUGCCUUCCGGCUCAUUCUUCCGGACAAAGACCGUGACCGCGCCAUGUACGGUAUCAAAGAAAAGGCCAUCGGUAAGUUACUGGUCAAAAUCAUGAAGAUCGACAAGAACUCCGAGGACGGCUUCAAUCUUUUGAACUGGAAGCUGCCAGGGCAAUUGGCUACCUCGCGCUUUAUGGCGGGGGACUUUGCCAGACGCUGCUACGAUGUUAUCUCAAAACGGCCUAUGAGGACGGAGGUGGGCAAUAUGUCGAUCGAGGAGGUGAACGACAAGCUCGACCAGCUUUCAAAUGCCUCCAAGGAGGACCAACAGCUGCCCAUCCUGUCAGAGUUCUACCGAAGAAUGAACCCCGAGGAGAUGCUGUGGCUGAUCCGCAUUAUUCUUCGGCAAAUGAAAGUCGGGGCUACAGAGCGAACGUUAUUCAAUGUAUGGCACCCAGAUGCUGCAAAUCUCUAUAGCAUAUCCAGUAGUCUUCGACGUGUUUGCUGGGAGCUGCAUGAUCCAAACAUCCGACUGGGGGCUGAAAACAGUGGCAUUUCUCUGAUGCAAUGCUUUCAGCCCCAACUAGCUCAGUUUCAAAUGCAGUCCUUUGAUCGAAUGAUUGCCCGGAUGCGGGGUACAGAAGAAGACCCUGUAUUCUGGAUUGAGGAGAAACUCGACGGGGAGCGUAUGCAGCUUCAUAUGCAGUCUGACAGCUCGGUGCCAGGAGGAAGGAGGUUUCGCUUCUGGUCGAGGAAAGCGAAAGAUUACACCUACCUCUAUGGAAAGAGCCUCGAGGACCCCAAUGGUGCCUUGGCCAGACAUCUCAAAGACGCCUUUGCAGACGGUGUCAACAGUUUGAUUCUGGACGGUGAAAUGAUUGCUUGGAAUCCUGAGCAGGGCGCCCCUGAACCAUUUGGCACAUUGAAGACCGCCGCAUUAGCCGAACAGAGAAACCCGUUCUCGAAUGGGUCACGGCCGCUUUUUCGUGUUUUUGAUCUACUCUUCUUGAACGGGCACGAUCUGACCAGGUACACUCUUCGCGAUCGUCGAAAUGCUCUGCAGAAAAGUGUAAAGUCGGUCCACCGUCGGUUCGAAGUCCAUCCUUACGAGGAAGCUAUAGAUAAGACCCAGAUUGAAGCGGCGCUUCGAAGAGUUGUUGCGGAGGCUUCAGAGGGACUAGUGCUCAAAAACCCGAGAUCCCCCUAUCGCCUCAAUGAACGACAUGACGACUGGAUGAAAGUGAAGCCUGAAUACAUGACAGAGUUUGGGGAGUCCCUGGAUCUGAUAGUUAUAGGCGGCUACUAUGGCAGUGGUCACCGAGGAGGGGGUCUUGCAAGUUUUCUGUGUGGAUUGAGGGUCGAUAAUGCUAGCUCUUCGCAAGGGAACACGUCCACCAAAUGCUAUUCUUUCUGCAAGGUCGGGGGAGGCUUUACGGCAGCAGACUAUGCAAACAUCCGUCAUCAUACUGAUGGCAAAUGGAUGGACUGGAACCCCAAAAAUCCGCCAACGGCAUACAUUGAGCUGGCGGGUGGCAAUGCACAGCACGAGCGUCCAGAUCAGUGGAUCAAACCAGAGGAUUCGGUGGUCCUCUGUGUUAAAGCAGCAUCAGUAUCGAUCAGUGACCAAUUUCGGGUCGGUCUGACAUUGCGCUUUCCGCGGUUUAAGAGGUUACGCAUGGAUAAGGACUGGAAGAGCGCGCUUUCCAUGCAAGAGUUCCUGGAUCUGAAGUCAAACGUGGAGCAAGAGCAAAAGGAGAAGGAAUUCAGUGUUGAGAACUUCCGCAAAAAACGGGUGAAGCGACCAAAGAAAGAAUUGACGGUUGCAGGAUACAGCCCUAGUGCGGAGGUGAAGUAUGAAGGGCCGUCAGGGCAUAUUUUCGACGGGUUCAACUUCUUUAUUUUAACCGACUCGGUAGCCCCAAUCAAGAAAUCGAAGGCGGAGUUGGAACAACUUGUCAAAUUGAAUGGAGGCAAGAUAUAUCAGACAAACAAGGCCGCUCCCAACACCGUAUGUAUCGCGGACCGAAGAACUGUGAAGGCAGCUUCUCUGCAAAAGAAUGGCGAUGUGAGCAUCAUCCGACCAUCUUGGAUCUUAGACUGUGUGAGGCAGAAUGAGAUUGAUGCGGGCCUGCCAGACUUGCUUCUUCCCCUGGAACCUCGGCACAUGUUUUUCACUACGCCCAGUAAGGAGGAGGAGGUAUUGACGAGUGUCGACCAAUUUAAUGACAGCUACGCUCGGGAUGUCACCAGGGAAGAGCUGGUCAGUUUGCUUGAUAAGAUGAGCGCGGACAAGGGUAGUUCCGAUGUGCCCCCGAGAGGCGAAGCUACCAAGAAGCUUAGAGAAGUUAUCCAAGAGAGAGUGGACGCAGGAUGGGAUCUCCCAUGCGGGUGGCUUUUUCAAAACUUGACGUUCUUCUUUCCCGACCAGACAACGCAGGUUCCAGACGCCGGGAAUUCGGAACAUCCCUGCUGCGGCUAUCGACUAUCUUUGGCUCGAAAUACAGCCAGAUUUGCAGGUGCCACUGUUGUCAAUGAUUGUGAGGACCCCUCCAUCACCCAUGUGGUUGUAGAUCCGGAUACACCAUCCACAGAGAUCGCCACGCUAAGGAAGACUUUGUCUGCCCGAGCAGAUCAGAAGCUCCCUCACAUAGUUACCACGGAGUGGAUCAAGGAAAGCUGGGAGCAGCAGUCACUGCUCGAUGAAGAUAGGUAUCAUCCAAGGCCUGCUUGA